Cicer arietinum (chickpea) is the source of this 982-nucleotide messenger RNA. RefSeq lists its product as uncharacterized. Lineage: Eukaryota; Viridiplantae; Streptophyta; Magnoliopsida; Fabales; Fabaceae. The record is from RefSeq and is a predicted model, not a curated record.
CGUGACAAUCCAAACCUCCUUCUAUUAGUGCACUGGCUACCCUUCAUCACUCUCUCUUUGUUAAUUUUUUCACUUUUUGUAAAUAAUUUGCCUAAAAUCAUCAUUUGCUGAUUUUACCAUUUCACCCCUACAUUUAGCCUUUUGCCGUUUAGUGACGAAACGACAAAGCCAAAUCAACCACCAAAUAAACAAAAUCAAAAACCGAAACAACGGUGUCGUGCGUGCGUUUCAUUUUAUUUAUUUUUUCAUUAUGAUGGGUCUUAACAAGUUCGGAACUACCAUCACGGUGUUAACGGCCGUUACUCUUACGGCUCUCGCCGUUGAGAUCUUAUACGUUUUAUGGAAACGCCGUUUAAGACUCCGUCCACGUGUCCGCGCCGAGCCACAAGAACCUUCACUUCCAUCUUCGUCGUGUACUUCACCAGGUGAAAGGGAGCGUGAGCUUGAUGUGGAGCUUCAGAGCCACGUGGCGAAGUGGCAAUGUUUGUACGGUCCUUCGCGAGUGCUUUUCACGAUCAAGGAAGAAGAAAUAGAAGGAGUUGAGUCUGAGAAUGGUUCUUCAACGGAAUGUAGUGCGGUAACGGUGAAUAAAACUGUGGCGGUGAACACCACGCGGUUGAGUGAGAGUGUUGUCCUUGAUGAAGUUGUUGUGACGGUUGAUGAGUUGUUAAAUGAAACGACGCCGUUUUCUACGCCGUGUGCUACUUCUCCUUAUUACACACCACAAUCUUCGCCUAUGCGCGGAAAUGGAUGAAGUGAAACUAAAACACCUUCAAGAGUGUGUGUGUUGUGGAAUGAAAAGGUAUUCGUAACUUGAUUACUCAAGUAAAUUAGUUCUGUUUUUGUUUCUCCCAUUCAAUGUGUGUUUGGUUUAGUCGUGGCUAACGUUGAUUUCAUCAUUUUUAAAACCUUUAUCAAUGUAUAGUUUUUGAUUCACUGUAAUUCUUCAGGUUAAUAUUAGUGGUUUUCAAAUAUUCACUAA